Molecule: messenger RNA, 1014 nt
Organism: Pochonia chlamydosporia 170
Lineage: Eukaryota; Fungi; Ascomycota; Sordariomycetes; Hypocreales; Clavicipitaceae
Exons: 8
Coding region: 1-1014 (337 amino acids)
Source: RefSeq, a predicted model, not a curated record
AUGCUCUCACUGAAUGUGUACCCUCCAUCGUCGCCGCGACAACGAAUCCUUGCUGAAGUCAUCAGAGUGGUCAAGCUGACGGCCACAGUGGCAGCACUGACUAGGGUUGCGAGGAAAUGCGCCACCCCCAGACAUGGCAAGUCCAGCCAAUCAACAACAGCAGUGGUGGUAAGGUGGUUGCAAGACCUUACCGCCAUUUACCAAUACAAUGGAUUCCGGUUAAGACAAACACUCGAGAUUGAACAUUGCUGCCUUCUUUGCUCAACAAAAUGUAUGCCUGGCUGGCAGGUUCAUGUGUGGUUAACGCGCUUACCCGUAAGUACCAGGUUGCUCUUGUCUGUCCUGAUUAUUCCAAACAUGGUCGCCCAGAUCGGGGAAUUUGUAACAUUCGAUCAGGCAAUGAGAAGCCAAGGUGUUCCGCAACCGUUUCGAUAUCUCCGCCUCUCUGUUUACCUUCUUUUAUCUGGUAUCGUAGGUCUUGGCAUGGCGUUUUCACUUCUGUGGCUCUUCCCAUGCCUUCCUAUCCAAAGUAACUUUUCCGAUGAAAUACACGCGGAAUCAUGCGCGGAUAUGGUUAGACCAGCUUGGAUUUUGAUCAGCGUUGGCUUUGACAUCAUUCUAAUAUGUAUUCCCCUUUCAAUCCUAUAUCGUGCGAAGCUGCAGCACCACCAGCGUGGGGCAUUAAUCGUGGUUUUCACAACGAGUAUCCUAGGGACAAUUUCUGGCGAUAUCGGCCUGAAUGAUCUGCUACGAAGCCUCGAGAUCUUAUUGUACAGUGUUGGGAAACUCGUAUCGCUAUUAUCACGUAGAACAUCAACGAAUCCAGCUGGAGUAACCUUCUCUUUCCGAAGACAGCAUAAUCAUCUGCACGCCUCCAAUGGACUUGUACGGCGGAACGACAGCGACAUAGAGUUGAUUGAAAGAAGGCAAAUUUUGAAAGGAGCAUUGACCCCUGUAUCGCGACCGUUGAAGAAUAAGAUCGUUUGGGAACAAAAUGUCUCUGAGAACAAUUGA